Molecule: messenger RNA, 2208 nt
Organism: Triticum turgidum subsp. durum (durum wheat)
Lineage: Eukaryota; Viridiplantae; Streptophyta; Magnoliopsida; Poales; Poaceae
Source: the annotation of a GenBank genome assembly
AUGGCGAGUACUCUGAAAAUAGGGAGCAUCUCCCACCACAGUGCAGGGCUGGAAGCAGCUAGUUCAGAGAGUAGAUGCUACCAGCCUGUGCGUGAUCGACGAUGGCGUUUUAAGGGUGAGAGAAAACCGACGUGGGUGUCAUGGGAAGUUAUGACAAGACCCAAAUAUCUUGGAGGUUUAGGGUUCAGGAAUCUUGAACUCUUUAACUUGGCACUCCUGGCACGACAGUCUUGGAGGGUGCUACAGGACCCUUCGUCUUUGAGCUCUAGGAUCCUCAAAGCGUCGUAUUACCCUGACAGGUCACUCCUAAAUGCAGAAAUUGGGUCAAGACCGUUCCAGAUCUGGCGGGCAAUUCUUGAAGGCAGAGAUAUUCUCAAACAAGGGUUAAUUCGAAGGAUAGGGAAUGGCCAAACGACGAGUAUUUGGGACCAUAACUGGAUACCCAAAGAAUCAUCAUUGCGACCUAUAGUGUCCCUUGUACAAGACCCACCAGAGAGGGUAGCGGAACUCAUGCUACCAGCUAUGGCUGCAUGGAAUGAGCAGCUGGUUCGAUUUGUGUUCCUGCCUACGGAUGCAGAGGCGAUCUUAAGGAUCCCAGCAAUACACGAAGGCGUUUUUCAGUCUCCUAUGCAAACGUCUUCCUUUGUGAACUCCUAUAUCAGUGAGCUGGAUCAAAUUGCUAAUACGGAAACCAAGCCAGUUAUGGGAAUUCAGCAUCAGGUGGGCCCAAGACAAUGGCUUCUUUCACCUAGUGGAGUGGCAAAGAUUAAUGCUGAUGGUGCAGUUGCACGCAACAUGCGCGGUGGGGCUGUCGCCGCUGUGUGCCGAGAUCACACCGGAGCUUAUUUGGGGUCCUCGGCUGUUGUCUUCCGGGACACAAGAGACCCGACAGUUUUGGAAACGUUUGCAUGCAGAGAAGCACUAUCACUUGCAGAGGAUUUACAUGUUCAGAACCUGAUGGUAGCAUCUGACUGUCAGGGAGUUGUAAAUGACAUAGUUCAUGGAACGGGAGACAGUAUGCAUGUUGAAAGAAUUAGUAAUAGUGGGGAGCAACUUCUUAAAAAUGCCAAAGGUGACGCGCUCUUCCCCGCCGCGCUCGUCUCGCUUGGCCUUCUAGGGGUUAUCUCCAAGGUCACUCUGGCGCUGGAGCCGAGGUUCAAGAGAAGCGUGACCUACGACUACAGGGACGACUCCACCUUCCAGGACGACUUCGCGAACCACGCCGCGCGCCACGAGUUCGCCGACAUCGCCUGGUACCCGUCCCAGCACCAGGCCGUGUACAGGCUCGACGACCGCGCGCCGCUCAACGCCACCGGCGACGGGGUCAACGACUUCAUCGGCUUCCGCUCCACGCUUAUCGCGGUCUCCCAGGGGGUCAGGGCGCUGGAGACCGCGCUGGAGGGGUCGAGGAACGUCAAGGGCAAGUGCGCAAUGGCCACGGCGGAGAUCGCGGCGAAGCGGCUGAUCGGCAACGGGCUGCGCCGAAAGGACGGGCAGCCGUUCACCGGCUACCCCGUCGUGGGGUUCCAGGGCAAGAUGCAGACGUCGGGCUCCUGCGCGCGCCCGCCGGCCUCCAGCCCGCUCACGGCGUGCGCGUGGGACCCCAGGUUCAAGGGGCUCUUCUUCUACGAGAGCACGGCCAUCUUCUCGCCGGCGCGGUUCCGGUCCUUCGUCCUCGACGUGAAGAAGCUGCGCGACCUCAACCCGGACGGCAUGUGCGGCGUGGACGUCUACAAUGGCCUGCUGGUCCGGUUCGUGCGGAGGUCGGAGGCGUGGCUGGGCCAGCCGGAGGACUCCGUGGUGGUGGACUUCAACUACUACCGCGCGGCGGACCCGUCGGCGGCGCGGCUGAGCCAGGACGUGUGGGAGGAGGUGGAGCAGCUGGCGUUCGUCAAGCACGGGGCGCGCCCGCACUGGGCCAAGAACAGGAUGGUGGCCUUCCGGGGCGUGCAGGGGAAGUACCCGGGAUGGGCCAGGUUCGCCGCGGCCAAGCGGCAGCUGGACCCGCGGGGACUGUUCGACAGCCCGUGGUCCGAAGACGUCGUCGGCGGCAAGGAGCUCAGUAAGGACGAUGGGUGCGCGCUGGACGGGCGAUGCGUCUGCUCUGAGGACAGACACUGCAGCCCGGGGCAAGGGUACUACUGCGGAACGGGGCUUGUGUUUUCAGAGGCCAGGGUAUGCAGGUACUCUGCCUCGCAGCUUGUAUAG